CUGAGACGCCGAAGCCAAUGAGAAGGCGCGAUGUUGACGGGUCAUAAGAUGGCUGCCGGGACGCCGGUUCUUGACCGCUCCAGUUGAUGGGCAUGUCAGCAGGCUAGACAUCCUACGCCGGAAUCUGUCGCACUUAGUUUUCUGUGUCCGGGAGGGGAUUCUCCCCAUUUGGGGAUUGGAGUGUGGCACUGCCGCCGGAGAGCCUGCGGAGUUCCGGGUUGUGCAGCCAAGCAGGAAAAGGUGUACCUUUAUAGAGCCACCCUCUUGCAAUCUUGAACCUUAAGAAAAGAUGUGGAGUGGGCUGCUACCUUCUGGCCUAAAUGAAAGUGAUGUUGAGUCGAAUUCUGAAGAUGAAGCCAUAGUAGAGGACUCUGGACCUAGCUUACAGGAAGAUAAAGAUGAUGGAACCAUUAGAAACAUAGAAAUCUCAGAUUUCCCAACAAAUGGAUCAGAAAUUGAAACAAAGGCAAAUGUCAAUGCAUAUGAAGAGUGCCCUUCUGGAAUUCCCUUAAAUAUGUGGAAUAAAUUUCAAGAACUGCACAACAAACAUUCUGAACAGAAAAGCUCAACCUCAAGAUUCAGAAGGAAAAAAAGAAAACGCUCCAGAAAAGAUACACUGAAGAAUGAAAAAGAAUCUCAUAGUGAACAGUCCUCAAAUGAAACCCAGUGGAAGGAACUUACUCAGUAUUUUGGAGUCAAUGAUAGAUUUGAACCACCUGUUAAAAGGAAAAAAGUUGAGAAGUCAGGCCUUGAAAAGAGGAUAGACCAGGCUGUGGACGAGUGGAAUAUUGAGAAGGCUGAGGAACUCAGCAACCAGCUAGCUACUCGAGAGCUUGGUGUAAAAAUUGCUAAAGCAAUUGCCUGCCACAACUUCGUAAAAGCCAAAAAGGAGGCUGAAAAUUCACAGGCUGCUCGAAAAAAGAAGAAACUUGCAUGGGGAUUUGAAGCAAAGAAGAGAUGGGAAACCAAAAGCAACAUGGGAUAUAUGUAACUUGUCAGAGUUCUUCAAGAGAUUUGUAGACUCAAGUGCUCAAUUUACUGAAAAGAUUUUUCUGCUUAUGUUAAAUAUGUCAGGAAAUUGAUAGAAGUAGAAAAAAAUCAGCAUAAAAUUUAGAAGUUGAUUAUCAGCUCUUUUCAAUCUUUCUCUAAGGAAUUCAUCCUAUUGAAGUGAAUAAAAUGAAGCAUUCUGUUAUUUGUAUGAAGAAAUCUAAGAAAAAAUAUAGAAAAAAAGGAUGGGAUUUUAUUUAUUUGUAUAGACCUACAGUAUAAAAUCAAUUUUGCUUUUUAUCCAUUUGGUAUAGCAUAGCCAGUGAGCUCCUUGUACUUUUCUUAUCUGUACUUGGUUUAUAACUGCACUUUUACUGGAAUUGUGUUUUUAAGAUUGGCAAGUAUUUAUAAUGGAUUAGUCAUAAGUGCAGAAACAUCUCAAUUGAUACUGUCUAUACAAAUGAUUUUAAUUACUUUAAUGUUAUAAAAGUAAUUAUCGAUUUUCUAUUGGAGGCAAUAGAAUUGAUAUUUCAAAAUUAUAUAGUAAAAGCAAUUUUUGUGUAGAUAAAAUAUUACAAUAAAAAGGGGACAGAAUGUAGUAUUUGGAGGAUGAUUUAAAUUGAGCUUUGCCUAGAAAUAUCUUCCUAAAUAUCUUUCUUGGCUAUAUCAUUCUUUAAUUUAUGAGUUGGUUCUUAGAAGAGAAAAUGGUAUAAUUGUAUUCAACAGACAAUUUAACUCAAGAUACUAUAACUUUGAACCUUCUAAGACCUCAUUUGUUUUUACUCCUCUUUCCCACUACUCCUUAAAAGAUGGAAUGAAUUAAUAAGGAGAAAGGGAGGAUUGGUACUCUACGAAUUAAUUUUUGUUAGAUGUGUGUGCUUCAUGGUCUUCUUUGGAAGGAGCAUAGAGGAGUAACCUGACAAGCUGGUAGAGAAGACCAGAGUUGGAUGUUUUAGCACCUCCCUACUCAGUGCUCAGUAGAAGUAGAGAACUACCUACUGUGGUUUUCAUCACCUCCUUUCCUCAUCCUUUGUUAGGGGUUUUCUAGCUGUCUGAUGUAAACUUUCUCUGUGUUGAUAAUAUAAAUUCAGGAACAUAUAAAAUGAGACAUGAUCAUAAUUAUAUUACUGUUAUUUUUAGACUUAAAACAGUAACAAAAUUUUAUCAAUUAAAUGAUAAAACACAUUAAAACACAGAAAAAACACAUUUAAUGUUUUUUCUGUGUUCCGGAAUAAGUGAAUACCUGGUUGCUAUUUAGGAGUCUAAAAAUCAUAUGUUAUUUCCAUUUAAUUGAGAAAGACAGCCUAGAGAAAUCAAACUUUUAGGAGAUUGUGUCUCAUACUAAUUCAUUAUGAAAAGGUAUCCAGACCUCCAAGAUAAGCUUGGAAAAUCUUAUAUUUUAUGAUUUAAAAUUCCCAGUUCCAUUUUAUGGAUACAAUCAUGUACAGUUUACCUGCAAUAUCUACUUCCGACUGCUAGUAGGUAAAUAUAAACUUACAGGAACCUUUCCUGUCAAAGUCUUUUAUUGAGAAAUAUCUACUAUACUGUCCAGUGGUUUUGUCUGAAACAUUAAAAAUGUUAUUUUUGAGCAGGUGAGUCCUAUAGAUAUUCUCACCAGUGGGGCCCGACACAGGCAUUUCCCUUGUGCCUCUACCUCAUUUUUCUUUUCCCAUAUCCACUGCUUAGAGCGCCGAGUGACAUACCUGCAGACACGUUUCGCUAUUCAUGCGGAGGCCUUCCAGAGUGGCCUCCUGUAGGGUCUGUAAUGGGAGCCUGCCCUGCCACGGAAGCUCUUCUUCAGCCCACUCCAGUGCCAGGAUUGCUUCUUCAGCACCUUACCCAGGGUUCUCAUGUAGAGGAGAGAUUUCAGUUGAGUGGAAGGCAUUGUGGUGGAAUCUGAUGUAGCAGGGGACCCAUUUGAUAAGGGAGGAUACGUCUCCUAAGUCCCCACUUUUGGGGGGUCAUGGGUUGUGGAAAGCUAUACAACAUUAUGACACAGCAGAAGAGAAGGGGUGGGAGCAAAGGAUUUGGGGGAGAGGAAGGGGCAGGUUGUCUUGGGUUGGCCCUGCCAGCAUAUCAUUUGAGACCAGUUUUAUUUGAUCAGCUUUAAUGUGAAUUAGACAUUUUACUCAUUAAAGCAAUAAAAUGGGAACAUUAUUCCUAGAGUACCUGUGUUGCCUAAAGGGUAUAGUCAUUUGUCCUCUGCGUUCUGGUCACGGGAAAAUAAAGAUUCUUUUUGGAUCAGUAAUAACUUCAGUUCCUGAAGCUUUAACAUGUGCAUUUACUACCACCAGAAUGCCUGAAUUAGAUUAGUAAUGUAAACGUCAGUUAUUGUUAACUGAGAUUAAUAUGUUUCAGGCCAUCGGUAUGGCAUUAAUGUAACUGUGAUUUACUAUUUAAGUACUUCAGGCUAAAACAACUUACUAAAGAACAGUAAUUUUGAGCUUUACAGUACUGGUUUGGAGAAGUGAAGUUGGCAGUGCAUUCUUGUUUGGUAGCCCUCAGGAUAUUUCUGAUUUUCAGCAGAACAUUCUAUUUCUUUUACCAAAAGGAGAACUUGAAUAUAUAAUCUUAGGUUUGCUAUAAUUAGGUCUGAUGACAGAGUUAAAUACCUCCGCCAAGAGUAUAAAUCAGUACCUAAACAGGUUUCUGUAACUGAUCAUAAAUCUUAAAACUCCAUAUUUUAAACACUUAUUUUUUUAGGCAGACAGAUAAGGGAGAGGGAGGAGCAUGCCCAGGACAAGAACAAAAUGUUAUCUGAACUUUAAGUAACAGCUUAGAACCUCACAUUUAAAAUCUGAUUUUUUUCUUUAUAUCUUUUAUCUAAAAUAUUAUCUUUUAGUUAUUUUAAUAACUUAUAGUAACUUCAAUAAGAUACAUUUUAAUUCUGAAAAUAUGAAGAUACAAUCUAAAUUUUUAGAUGUUAGGUAAAGGUAUAUCUUGCAAACUGAAAAAUACUGUACGAGGUUGACGUUUAAAUAAAAUGCAAAUUGUGUGUUAUUUUUUAAGAGAUACUAGGGGAAGCAAGCUGAUGUUAUGUCAGAUCCCAUUUUGGAAAAUUAACUUAGUGAAGCCUAGUAGUCAAAUUCAGAACCCACUGAAUUCAAGAUUUUCCAUGUUGGCAGAAGUCGCUUUUAUUUUUAGUAUCUGGCAGAGCAACAAAUGCUUUGCAUGUCAACUUAAUAUUUUUUCAAGCCAACUGUUUAUUCAUUGGCUUAAAAUUUACACUCUACUAAAGUCUUAGCUCUGACUUUCAUGAAACAAAUAGAAAUAUUUGGACAAAAUAUGUACAUUAAAAUCUUUUUCCAAAACCAAAUGUAGAUUGGCAUUUGUGGCAUCAGUGCCUUCUAACAUGGUAAUGGUCUGAAAGUACUUUGAAAAGUCUAAGGCAUUUUACACCCACAGCAAUGCAUUUCAAGUAAUUUUUAUUAUAAAAUAAUCAUAACAUCUUUCUAGAAUUGCAAAUUUAAAUGAGCCAGAGUCUUUAUGCUAGAAAGUAGAGUAUGUGCUAGAGUAAGUUUCAAUGAACUAUCGAGAUAUUUUUAUUACUGUAUAUUUGUUCUUGACCUUUGUUGCAUACUGAGACAAUAAGGUCUAUUUUUCAUUUUUGAGGUUGGGGUACUCUGUAGAUACUGAUAAAAUGAGCAGAAGUUCAUUCUGUGGUCUUUAUUAUUGUAGCCUCCUUCCAUACUACUCACCUUAAAUGGAAAAAAAAAAUGCACAUUUCUUAGUGAAUAGCUGGAAUAAGCACAGAGACUCCCUGGGAGGGGAUUCUUGCCUUCAUUAAGGGACGGGGCAGCAUGUGGCCGAGGAUGAUUGCCAUGAGGAAACUUAGGAGUCGAACCGUUUUGCUGUAGUCUUAAAAUUAAGUGUGUCUCCCCUUUAGCAGUAUCUCCUACUCACUUAUGAGUACUCUGGAGGUAUGUGUUCACUUUGCUGGAAUUUCUUUACAUACAGUAGUACUGUCAGAGUAGCUUCUUGCCACAUUGGCUUUUGUGAUCUUAAUCCCUGAAACACAAUUAUAGGCUUCUAGGGGUACAGUUUAUUAAAUGCCAUGCAGUAUGCAGUGUUUUCACAUGUGCUUAUAAAAUCAAGAAUUAGCUGAGGGAUAAUUAUCUUUUUAUUAGUAUUGGUAACUUGUUUUUAGAUUCAAGUAGAAAAAACAUAAAAUUUUUCUAAGAAAGAUGGCAUUUUUAAGAAAGUAAGUUUAAGUGCAUGUAUUUUAUAUCCAGACUAGGUUUCUUAAGGAAACACAGAAUACAAAGGAAUGAAAAGGGAAGGGAAGGUAGUGCCCUAGAGAGGCCUCGGCUCGUAAGUGGUCCUCUGCCAGGUUUCCCCUGUGCCUGCUCACUGGCACCGUCCUGGCAGCUCCAGCCCACACCUCCUCCUGGGCUCAUGGGCUGCCUCCUGCUGAAUUGCUGCAGGGGCCUGCUGUGUGACAGGUAUGGAAUGAGGUCAUCUUUUUCCACCUCUAAUUUCUGAAGGGUGUGUCUGUCCAGUUAUUACUUGUUCACUGAACUUAAAGCUUUAGAAAGUAACAGCUACGGUACAAGCUGUAAUUAUUGAUGUCUGUUUCAUAUUCAUCUGUAAGUUUUGGCAUUUGAUCAAGAAGUUAAUAUAUCACUUCAUCUUCAGGCUGAAUGCCUCAGCUGUAAAGGUUUUAUUGUUUGAUGGAUAGCAUAUAAUUAUGACUGCCCAGAAUAAAAAGUGUUCUCAUUUGUAA
Microcebus murinus (gray mouse lemur) is the source of this 5710-nucleotide messenger RNA. The record is from RefSeq and is a predicted model, not a curated record. Lineage: Eukaryota; Metazoa; Chordata; Mammalia; Primates; Cheirogaleidae.